CCAUGAAACUGCCCAAGGGAGCCAGGAACUAUGUGUUCUAUGCACAGCACCCAGAGAAGGAGGAAGAGGUGCCCUCAUGGCAGGAGAUAAAGCAGACCCCUGUCGUCAUGGCCACAAUCAAAGGUCCAGGGCCUGCCAAGUACCUCCGGCCAUCCUGUACUGGCUAUGUAGCCCAUGACAUCUCCAUGUUUCAGGAGCCAGCUUACACCCUACACUCGAGGCACACGGAGAAACGGAUCAUAGACACAUACAGCCCCGGGCCUUGCUAUUUCUUGGAUCCCAAAGCGACUCGUUUUGGAAUAUCUACCUGCCCCCAGGUCCCCAUGGAGGAGCGCAUCUCCAAUCUCCGCCUAAGCACCACUCCAGCCCCCUGCCACUACAACCUUGAGAGGACUCGGCCCCCUGGGGAACGGACGGCUCCCCAGUACUCAAUUGGCUACCGGUGUCCAUGCAGAGUGAUGGAUCCCAACCCGGCCUCCAACCAGUACCAGCUGCCACUCUCACUGGGACCCAACACCCCCAUCUUCCGAGCCGCUCCCUGCUAUAGUCUGGGUUCCUCCAGCAAGAACUGGUUCUACAAAGAGAAUAUAGCGGGAGGUCCCGGACCUGCUAUGCAUGCCCGACCUGAGCCAUCCGUCUACCAGAACCGCAGCCCUGUGUUUAGCAUGGCCAAGCGCUUUGCCUAUCCACUGGACCACACACUUCGGCCUGGCCCUGGCUCCCACAAUGUCCAGCCGGUCACUGUGCACAAGCCCCGGAUACCUGCCUUCACCAUGGGCAUCAAACAUUCGCCCCACUUGUGCCCAUUGAUUGUGGACAUUCUUGACUGAGGCCAGUGCUGGUGCAUGCCCCUCCCUCCUCACAGAUGCUAUUAUUUUCCUAUACCACAUUGAGCAAUCUGAUAAUGGUUUCCCUUAGCAGAGCUGGUACCUGCUGAAGAGCCAGCACACAGAGGCAUUAGAUAAAUAUUUUUGUUUAUUCA
Molecule: messenger RNA, 982 nt
Organism: Onychomys torridus (southern grasshopper mouse)
Lineage: Eukaryota; Metazoa; Chordata; Mammalia; Rodentia; Cricetidae
Gene: Cimap1c
Product: outer dense fiber of sperm tails 3 like 1
Exons: 4
Coding region: 3-830 (275 amino acids)
Cellular component (GO): cytoskeleton
Source: RefSeq, a predicted model, not a curated record